GCAGUGGCAGCGGUGGCGGCGGUGGCUGAGGCUCUCGGGAGGUGGGAGUGAAGUUCGUGUGGCGGCUCGGGUGGCUGGUCCGGGGAGAGUGCGGCUGCCGGAAGAUAACCCAGCACCUGUCCCAAGAGCCUGCCGUUCACGGCCACCUCCCUGCCUCUACUGUGUGCCUCAAGACCUGCACCUUAGCUGGAGCUCACCAUGGGGAACCACUUGACCGAGAUGGCGCCCACUGCCGCCUCUUUCUUGCCCCACUUCCAGGCCUUGCAUGUCGUGGUCAUUGGACUGGACUCUGCUGGAAAGACCUCACUCCUCUAUCGGCUCAAGUUCAAGGAGUUUGUCCAGAGCGUCCCCACCAAAGGCUUCAACACAGAGAAGAUCCGGGUGCCCCUGGGAGGGUCCCGUGGCAUCACCUUCCAAGUGUGGGAUGUGGGGGGCCAAGAGAAGCUGCGACCCCUGUGGCGCUCCUACACACGGCGGACAGACGGAUUGGUGUUUGUGGUGGAUGCUGCCGAGGCUGAGCGCCUGGAGGAGGCCAAGGUGGAGCUCCACCGAAUCAGUCGGGCUUCGGACAACCAGGGUGUGCCUGUGCUGGUGCUGGCCAAUAAGCAGGAUCAGCCUGGGGCACUGAGCGCCGCAGAGGUUGAGAAGAGGCUGGCCGUCCGAGAGCUUGCAGCAGCCACACUCACCCAUGUGCAGGGCUGCAGUGCUGUGGAUGGGCUGGGCUUGCAGCCAGGCCUGGAGCGCCUGUACGAGAUGAUCCUCAAGAGGAAGAAGGCAGCUCGGGUAGGCAAGAAGAGACGGUGACCCAAGGCUGUCCCCUCCUCACCAGUAGGGGUCUGCACACCCGGAGAGCCAUCUGGAGCCUCUGGCCCCUCACUCAGCUCUGGGGUGCAGGACCCGUCCGCCUCAAUGAAGGACUGAGGAGCACACUGGGGGUCCUGUUCUGGUGCAGCACUGGGGACCGGACGGGAGGGGAGAUGGGAUGACUCCUCCUCUCCUUCCCUUAUCCUCCCCUCUGGAGAAAUGGAGGCUGCAGGACUGGGGAGGCUUAAAUGUAAGCUGUGACUCUACCUCGACCCUGUUUCUUCUUUUUCUUCUCUGGCUUGUUGAUGAGAUGUGUUUUGGGGCAAAAGAAGGUUGUUUGGAGAAUGCAUUUGGAAUGAACGAGGACCGUCUCCCCACCUCCACCCCCCCAAAUGGGGUGUCCCCUAAGGCUGCUUUUCUAAGGAUGCUAGUCACAAUAGUCUUUAUUUUUGUGUCUGUGUGAAAGUGCCAAGAACCCUACCCCACGUUUGUAGAUCCACAACUGUUUUUAUAAGCCAUGUGUGUCCUCUGUAUUAUUAUUAACUAUUUUUUAGCAUUUGCCUCUAAGUUAUUAAAGACUGAUGAUACUGUA
Messenger RNA from Mustela erminea (ermine), 1396 nucleotides. RefSeq names its product ADP ribosylation factor like GTPase 4D (gene ARL4D). Gene Ontology annotation, cellular component: cytoplasm. Gene Ontology annotation, molecular function: GTPase activity; GTP binding. NCBI's taxonomy places the organism in Eukaryota, Metazoa, Chordata, Mammalia, Carnivora, Mustelidae. Gene Ontology annotation, biological process: intracellular protein transport; vesicle-mediated transport. The record is from RefSeq and is a predicted model, not a curated record. The transcript has 2 exons. Bases 199 to 804 code for a protein of 201 amino acids.